Molecule: messenger RNA, 2829 nt
Organism: Amphibalanus amphitrite
Lineage: Eukaryota; Metazoa; Arthropoda; Thecostraca; Balanomorpha; Balanidae
Product: protein disulfide-isomerase TMX3-like
Exons: 10
Coding region: 115-1389 (424 amino acids)
Biological process (GO): peptidyl-cysteine oxidation
Cellular component (GO): endoplasmic reticulum
Molecular function (GO): protein disulfide isomerase activity
Source: RefSeq, a predicted model, not a curated record
GUGCUCGUCAACUAUCGGUGAUAAACAGACAGGUGCUUGACAUGUCUCCACCCUCGUCGCGGACGGUGGAUAUAGAGCUGUUGAUCAAGUGUCACCUUAGCUUCAUAUCUAGAUAUGAAGCUCCUCAUAUAUUUAUUUGCUCUACUUCUAGGAGCUUUUCAAAGUGUGGCCAGCACACGGGUCUAUGAGCUCAGUGACAGGUUUUUGGACAUCUACCAGGAGGGUACGUGGCUGGUGAAGUUCUACGCUCCCUGGUGCGGCCACUGCAAGAAGCUGGAGCCCGUGUGGAUGCAGGUGGCUCAGCAGCUGGCGCACUCGGAGGUGCGCGUCGGCCGCGUGGACUGCACCAAGUACAGCGGCGUGGCCAGCCACUUCGGCAUCCGCGGCUACCCCACCAUCAAAUUUAUUCGCGGCUCCGAAUUCGAGGACACCUACGAGGGCGACCGGGAGCGGGAGCACAUCGUCGAGUACGCUCUGCGUAUGAACGCGCCGGUGGUGGCACCCCUGGCCGACCCGGCCGCGGUCCGACAGCUCAGCUCCAAGCACGUGCUGUUCUUCGUCUAUGUCGGAGAGCACGAGGGUCCGCUGUGGGAGGCGUAUAGUGAGCUGGCGGGGAAGUUCCGCGCCCACCACUACUUCUACAGCUGCGACGAGAACGUCUUUCAGAAGGUGGAUAAGAGCGUAUCCGCUCCGUCGGUGGUUGUCUGGAAGGACGGCCGGUUCCGUCCGUUCGAACACUCGCCGUCCGAGCCGCACCUCAACUCCUCGCUCUACCAGUUUGUCAACACGGAGCGGUUCACGAGGUUUAUGAAGGUAACUGCUGGUAACUUUGGCCAGCUGCUGAGCACCGGCCGUCUGCUGGUGAUCGCCGUAGCCGAGGAGGACCCGGUCCGGCGGAUCCCGGCCGUGGAGCAGAAGUUCCGAGACAUGCUGGAGGCGGUGGCCAUCGACACGGCCGACAAAUACUCCUGCCGUAAGGUUCAGUUCGGCUGGGUGGCCCAGCCGAGUCUGGUGAACGGCGUGGCGGCGCGCACGCUGGCCGUGCCCUCUCUGGUGGUGAUUAACGCCUCCGAUUAUACCCACUAUGUACCGGACGACGAGCCGGAUCAGCUCACUGAACAGGCGGUGAUGGUGUUCCUGGACAGGGUGAUGGCUGGAGAUGUGCAGGCUGGCGGGGGCGACUCGUACCCGAUGCGCGUGUACCGGGCCGUGUACCAGGCGCGCAGCUCGAUCGAGGGGAUGUGGCGCGGUAACCCGAUCCUGACGGCGCUGCUGUUCGGCCUGCCGGCCGGCUUCCUCACCCUCAUCUGCUACUCCAUCUGCUGCCAGGACAUCAUGGACGCGGACGAGGAGGACGAGGAUUACGCGUAUCACGAAAAGAACGAGUAGCUGCACCGUGCCGCCCUCUGCUGGUCGUACUCUGUCCGACCUCUGCCGGCCGUGUCUCUCCGGCUUCCCUGGCCGUAUCGCUCGUGCCAUCGGCGUCUCAUCCACCGGUCCGCUCCGCUGCUGCAGCGACACAUGCAGGCAGGCGACGGGGUGGCAGCGAGGGAGCAUGGAGACGGCAGGGGUGCCGUGGAUGCCGUAUGUCAUCCGUGACUGGUCCUCUGUCAGUGUUGAGUGGAAGUCAUCAAGUCAUCAGGGCAUAUUAUGUGGGUGUCUGUACAAUUCGCCCGAGGCUGCUCGUGACGCCUCAGUCGCCAUUCUGUGGUCUGGCUCCCCAUAUAAUACCGCCUAGCCAGAAUUCACAGACCGGUACCGAUUAGUCGUGACUGUUUCUGAUCGGUGCCGCAUCUCUGAAACAGUGGACUACUCCGCUUUGUCUCCUGUCAGGCACGGGGAUCGAUCAAAGUCAGGAAUCAUGUAAAGUGUUCAAGUGUGCAUGUGCAUUGAAGACUGGCGUCUGGAGCCUGAAUAGCCAAUUUAUCAUUUAUUUUACUGUACCGUUUUACGAGGGUACUCUUUUAUCCAGCACUAUGCAUGGAUUUAUUGCUGUUCAAGUUUAUACCAGAUAUUCAGUUAUACGGAUUUUCAUUCGCGGCCACCGCUAAGGAGCGAGGUGCCAUAAUUAUCUUAUGUGUUCAUCUGACUGCCAACUACUCAUUCCUUUAUCGUGGUGGACUCAGUCGUCAUAUAUGAAUGGCUGCAAACGGCUGCGACUCUUUUACCCAUGACGUUUGUCCUGUGCGUAUGUAGCUUGUGUAAUGUAUGCGUGAGUAAUGUAUCAAUCGUCAGUCAAUUCGCUGUUGGCACGUAUCGUUGUCGCUCGCGCUGUAACGGCCGCCGUCAUAUGUGGAGUGUGGACUGCCGAGCGUGGCUUACAUUCUACGAUACACUGCACCUGUCGUUCGGGGGUCCUCGGGAGUCAGAAGUUUGAGGAUGCUCAGGUCAAUCGCUACGGCUUUACCGUGACAUGAUGAUACGAUGCGUAGAUAACAUCAUGACUGCCGUUCUGGUGAGCGCGAGCUGUUUUUGAACCACCGUUCGGAAUUUCUCACGAGCUUUGUCCGGCCAUACGUGCAUUGUACGCGUCGUGUGUGAGUGUUUCGUCCCGGGGCAGCUGCGUUGCGUUGCGGGGUGGUCGGGUCGUGUUUCUCUGUCAGUUUUUUUGUGGUUAAAGCCGGGGGGGAGGGGUGACAGUAUUCUCGGUCGGGUGCCAUAUGUGACCUCUCGGGUCAUCGUGUGACCGCUCGGGUCACUCCUGUAACCUCCUGGCUGCCAUUUGUGUUACAUGUCUCUCCCGAUCGGUUAUCUAGUCAGUCACUCGCGGACAAAGCCAAAUACAUGACUGGCUCCGUGGCCAUCCACGGUGCCAGCGAACUGAACAAA